CAUGUUAGUUCAGUCUCGUUAGAAUGAAGUGUAUUCAUGAUUAAAACGCGUCAGAACAGACGCACAAGAGAGCAUGCAUUAGUGUAAAGGUGAUGAAAUGAGAAUAAAAGCAAAGCAAAGGUAAAAGUUGAACUUAUUCAACUUGACUCUGGUGUGUUUUCUACUCGGUAAACUCUUCUCGUCGCCCUCCCUCGUCGACGUUUCUUACGUACGCAGCCGUGGCGUGCCCGCAAGCCAAAUAACAUGGAGUCCUCUAGUCUGGCAUCUUCCAGAGAUCCAUGAAACGGACCUGAACCUGAGCAGCGACGACACGGAGCGACCUCCUCCUCCAACAUGGGAGCAGUCCGAGCCGCCGGAGAGCAUCGUCGAGAUGCGUAAAAAGCUUCAGCUCCCCCGGCCUCAAACUAUGAGAAUGAGCGGUGCUUAACCAGCAGCAAGCAGCAGCAGCUCAGCCUUCCUCUGACUGCGACCAGCACACCAAAACCAGGCCGAAUUCAUGUUUGUUCAUGUUUUCCAGAAGAAGAGGAGGCUGCACAAUGUAGGACGGCUGGUCACCAGUGGGACUCCAUACUGCUCUCUGGGGGGGCACCAUGGAGCCAGAAGGGCGACCCCUAACCCCAGGGACCAGUUAUGGGCCCUCACCCUUCAACUCAGCACAAAACCCCGUCACCCCCACCUUCCUCAACUGCACCUUACAGUCCUCAUGCUCUCCAAAUGUGAGAGACGACUUGAUGUCUGCCAAACGCUCGUGGGGCCACGCUGGAGAUGAGGAGGGCCCAGAGCAGACUGAAGGCACUCAGCCACCCAGUGCAGAGCCAGGGAGGAGCGCACAGAGGAGAUUCAGGUCCUCAGCCUUUCCUUCCUCCCUAAGCUGGGACUCUGACUCUGAGAAAGAAACUCUAGAUGAGGAGGAGCUACAGCACUUUUCUAACCCUCAUGGUCUGGCUGCUCACAGCCCAGGAUCUCCUUCUUCUGGACUCAGACUUGAUAGCGAAGAUGACCGAGAACCUGAAAAACUGCAGCACUUGCAUAGCAAGACUGACUCGUCUCCCGCUGUGGAGGGGCAUGAUGACAACAAUGAGAGCACAAAGACAGGAGAGCCAAAUACGUCUCAGCUUGGCCCAACAGACUUGGCAGACAGCAACGUGUGGAAUGUAUCUGAGGGAGCUGAGCUGUUUCUGUCCAAAGUAAAACCAAAGGAAGGCUGCCAAAUGGAGGAGGAGGAGGCGGACCACAGCGAGGGAGAGAAGAGGCCCAAGGGAAAAGAAACCAAGGAGCCUGAGAGGGAUGUGUACACCUUCCCUGGAGACUCAGACCCCGAGAGUCCCCCUCCUGCCCCUUGGGCUCAUUGCACAUUCAUUCAGCGGUGCAGAAAGAAGAGGGUGCUGCUCAGGCCCUUCUCCGGACUUGGCACCUUGAAGCGCACAUCGCCUGAAACUGGCAAGCGGGCGAGAGGGAGUCCUCAAAAAUCCAAAAGCAUUGAGACGGCACAGCUGAAUCAAGGCGGACGGGUGUAUGAUUUUGAGGAAGUCGGCUUCGAAGAGGCAGCAGUGGAGGAACAGAUGAAGUUCGGAGAGACAGGAGGGAAAAGAGAUAAAGAAGAAGAAGAAGAAGAAAGGGGGGGAGAGCCAGGUAAAGAAAUCUUCACCUGCGUGGAAUGUAGCAUUUACUUCAAAAAGCAGGUCCACCUGCAGGAGCACAUAGUCGAGCACUGUCAGAGUGGGGGCAGGCGUUUAGGAAAGGGCAGCCGUUUUCGGUGCAUUGAGUGUGGCUGGAACCUGUCGAAUCGGCUCGCGUUGGCAGACCACCACAGGAGGCACCAGGAGUCCCGUCUAAAGAUCUUGGAGGAGAUUGAGAAACUGAAUGAAAACGGGAAUGCUAGAGAGAUCCAGAAACUGGACAGUAAGACAGUGAAGCAGAUAAGCUCAGACUCGGCUAUUAUGCAAGAUGCAAGCCCAGCCUCGAUUCCAGGCAAAAUGUCAGACCCAGAAAUAGUCGCAUCUCCACCUCUUUCCCCAGCCCCAGUUUCAACACCAGACUCAGCAGUUCUCUGCUCAACUCCUCCGAAUUCAGUUCGAACUCCAGCUCAGGCCCGAGCUGUUUCCGCCUGCCGCCGCCGUUUCAUCUGCACCAAGUGUAACUUCAGCACAAGAACCUCCCAGGCACUGGCUAAUCAUACCAAGACCCACAAUAGAAAGAAACCCGCCCUCCAGGCUGACUCCCCGUCCCCUGGCUCACCAUCAUGUUCCCUGGCCUGUGGUCACUGUGCCUUCCUGACCUCCAGUCAAACUGUAAUGAGGGAACACCAGAAACUUGUUCACCCAGGACAGGCCACCAUCAGCGGGGCGAAGGCUGAUGAGACUGGCCGGCAUUCAAGGUCUAAAGUGGGCGCUCGAAUUUCAAAACCCACUUUAGAUUCUGACCAUCUCUCUGGGUCUGGAUCCUCGCCGGAUGCAACUCGAGGCGAAAGCCAGCAGGGAGUCACUGCCUCUGAGGACUGCACAACGCCAGACAGCGCUGCAGCUCGGCCCACAAGCCAGGCAGUCUUCAAGCGUGUUGGGAACAGGAGAUUCAGCAGAAGAGUGAAGACAUGGACUGAUCCGGCCAAGUUUCUGGAUGAUGGCAAGCUGACCGGGAGUGAAGAAGAAGAGCAGGACAAAGAUCAGAGCACAGAGCUCGACACAGAGCGUUCCCAACAACACGCCAACUCUCCUGUUGGAGUGAAACCGCACACAAGAGCACGAUCCAACACAGAGGACUGCUCGGCACAGCGGACUGCUACAUUAUCGCUCCCCUCUGAGAAGUGUCUGAAGGACGAAGACAAGCUGGAAGUGGAGAAAGAUGGAAAGGUUUUCUUUUUGAGGAGGAGCAACCGGGUUACUGCUGCUACCGCAGAAAAUGACAGUGAUGAUGAUGACGAGGACAUUGACGAGGAAAGCGUGCGACGUUUCCUGUCAGAGGGCAUCUUGGAUGAAGACCCGGAUGAGAUUGAUGAGGACUCGGAGGCGCUCAAGAGUGUGGAGAGGAAAUGCCCCUACUGCCCUGAUCGAUUUCAUAAUGGCAUUGGGCUUGCCAAUCACGUGAGAGGCCACCUGAACCGAGUGGGCGUCAGCUACAAUGUGCGUCACUUCAUAUCCCCUGAGGAAGUCAAUGCGAUUGAGAAGAAGUUUUCCUAUCAGAAGAAGAAGAAAAAAGUUGCCAACUUUGACCCCGACACAUUCAGCGUGAUGCACUGCGAGUUCUGCAGCGCCGGCUUCGACACCCGGGCCGGCCUGUCCAGCCACGCCAGGGCCCACCUCCGCGACUUCGGCAUCACCAACUGGGACGUCACCAUCUCGCCCAUCCACAUCCUGAGGGAGCUGUUCUCCAGCAGGCCCGACCUCGUGAUCCCCACGGCUCCCCCCCGGAGCCCCGGUUCCUCACCGGAGGAGGGAGAGGAGGAAGAGGAAGAGGAAGAGGAAGAGGAAGAGGAAGAGGAAAAGGAAGGGGAGGAGGAAGGGGAGGGAAUCAUCGAGGUAAAGCUAGAGAGGGAGACAAGUGAAAGGACGCCGAGCGCUGCUGUUUCUGACGCGCUGCCUUCAGCAUCUCCUCAACGCUGCAAGAAGGAGGACGGUGGGGAAGAGUGUGAAGGUGAGGAGGAGGAAGCAGCCGAGGAAGAGGAUGAGGAGGAGCUCCAGCUUCCAGCUCCGGACGGUCUGAGCUCGACACAGAAAGCAGGGCUGUGCAGCGUGGACUCAGACGGCGUCUCUCCCGGGGAGGAUGCAGACUCCAAGGUCCACAACUUGAAGUGCGAGGUGUGCGGAGCUCAGUUUGAGACGAGGCGUGGACUGUCCAGUCACGCCCGCUCUCACCUGCGUCAGCUGGGCAUCAGCGUUUCGGAGAGCAGCGGGGCGCCCAUCGACCUCCUCUACCAAAUCGCCAAAGAGCGCGACAUAGACGGCCAAAUAAGCUCAUCCCCUCUCCAGCCCCUUCCAGCCAAGAAGUCCUCGCCGUCUGUUCCUCGGAAAGAUGAGGAGUUAGAAGACAUGGACUUAGACGAGAAACCCAUCCCUCUCUCCGUCCUGGCCAAAGCAGCGAAAGUGGCGCCGCCCUCGUCCUCCUCCACGCCUACUACGCCUUCUCCCGGUGCCUCUCCGGCUCCGCCUCAUUCUGCCUCCCCCUCCUCAGUAGUGAGGAAAGCCCCCAUUUCCUCUCUGCUGCCCGUGUCUUCCCCCUUGCGCUCCCCGGAGCACAAGGCCGGGGGAAUGAAAGGAUUGACCUCUAACCUCUCUGCCACCGUCACAACCAAACCCCUCUGGGCGCCGCAGGAGAAUGACGCUCCUCUCAACCUCACGCUGGAGGUGGACCCCAACAAGGACAUCGUUUGCCAGCUGUGUGGCGCUUGGUUCGAGACUCGGAAAGGCUUAUCCAGUCACGCGCGAGCCCACCUGCGGCACUUUGGGGUGGAGUACUCCGAAUCCAAAGGCUCCCCCAUCGACCUCCUGAACCAGCUCAUCGACUCCGACGACUUCAAGCACAAAGCCAGUGCGCUGCAGCUCAACAGCCACGCGGAGCCGCGAGGCCUCGGGACCACGCUCUCCUCCCCGAAGCAGUCCCUGCUGAGCCUCUCUUCCUCUUCAUCCCUCCUCUAUAAGGUGACCACAGCCGGGGGCGGGUCCACAUCCAAAGCUACCUCUUCAUCUGCCUCGUCUUUACUCGGCCCACCCGCCAAGCGUCACAAGUCCUCUUCCAUGAGGGUCUUCCGCCUGAGUAGUGGCGAGCUCAUGGCCCUUCCACACAGUGAACCUCCAAAGGAAAUAGGCUGCGAGUUCUGUGGGGAAUAUUUUGAGAACCGUAAAGGCCUCUCCAGCCACGCCCGCUCCCACCUGCGCCAGAUGGGCAUCACCGAGUGGACCGUCAACGGUUCCCCGAUCGACACCCUGAGGGAGAUCAUCAACCGACGGGGCCUGCCUUGCGCUCUUCCUCUAAAACCUCUCAAAACUCCGCCUCCGUCCUCUCCGGGACCCCCUCGCUCGCCUCUGCCGACCUCCUCCUCUCCUUCAGCAACCCUCCUCAGCCGUCUGCCCUUCGCCUUCGCCCGCCCCUCCAGUCCUCCUCAGUCCGCGGCGUCUAAAUCAAGCUCGUCUUCUAGUGGGCUGAUCCUCAAGCUGAAGCCAGAGCCGGUGCAGCUGGAGGUCACCACGCCUGGAGCCGUGGGGAGAUCUGCUGGCUUCUCCGGUGAAGCUCUCAACUGUAGUUGGAGCAGCUCUGACAGCGUGUUCCCCCUCAACCUGGCCAUGGCCCAUGAAGUGGAGCCUACGCGAGAUAUCCGCUGCGAGUUUUGCGGGGAGUAUUUUGAGAACCGCAAAGGCCUCUCCAGCCACGCCCGCUCCCACCUGCGCCAGAUGGGCAUCACCGAGUGGACCGUCAACGGCUCGCCCAUCGACACCCUGAGGGAGGUUAUGCACAAGAGAGGGGUGGGCACCUCCUCCUCUCGCUCGGACCAGGGAGUGAAGAAGGAGUCGAGCCACGGAGCCAACAGCCCCCUGUGGGAGAACACGGGGGGCACCGGCACCUCAGAGGGUUUGGGCAUUUCAGGCUACCAUACCUCCAAAUACCGCAAAUCUCCGCUCAGUUUGCUGCAGUCGGGGUCGAGGCUCCACAAGCAAGGCCUGGGGGCCACAUCUGCUACCCCACCCGCGGGGAAGUUUUUCAGGCUGUCCCCUCUGGGGAAGAGGCCUCUGUCUGCGGAGGCCCAGUCAGCGGAGACCGCCAACUCGCCGUCACAUCAACUUAAGACUUUCUCACCUCUGCCACAGGAUUUCUCCUUCAAAAGAAAACCCUCCCCAGACAAGCACGGGCACCAGGAUCCUAGUUGCGAGCUGUGUGGCUUCUACUUUGAGAACCGUAAGGCUCUUGCCAGCCACGCGCGAGCCCACCUGAGGCAGUUCGGCGUGACUGAGUGGUGUGUAAAUGGAUCCCCCAUCGAGACGCUAAGCGCCUGGAUACGCAGCAGGCCGCAGAAGGUGUUGGAGAUGCAUCGUAGCUACAUGCAGGGUAACCGCUCCACCCUCAAGAAGAAGAGCAGCUCGCCUCUCACUGCGCUGACGGAUUCUGAUCAUAUCCUCCCCAUCUCAUCGCGGAAGGCCUCCUCUUCCUCCUCCUCCUCCCAGUGGUCUUCUUCUUUGGCUGUAAGCCUGGUGCGGCCGCUGAGCCGCGACGUCAGCCAGGGCUCCUCCAAGACCGCCGAGGGGGAAUCCGGUACCAACCUACACGCUCCGUUCAGGCCGGGCCGCGGCAGUCCCAGCCUCUCGCGACUCGCCGACGGCCUCCCGCUUCAAGCACAGGUGGCACGCAGUGAGCUUAACGUCCGCCUGCCCAGAGGUUUCGAGCGUCGGCCCUUGAAGCACCCGUCUUGCCCAGAUGGAACAGAGAGCCCUCCGAAACCCCCCCGCACAGGCACCGUCCCCGCCCUGGUGCCCAAACCACCCUCCUACCCACUGGUCAAACUGGUGGGCAAGUUCUACACCCUGAAGUGCCGGUUCUGUGAGGUGGAGUUUCACGGCCCGCUGUCGGUGCAGGAGGACUGGAUCAGACACCUCCAGCAGCACAUCCUCAAGAUGAACUACAACAAGGCCGCUGCACCCAAAGCAGCCUCAACUGCCCCAGUUGAUGACCCGGCCCCGGCCUCCACCUCUACCUCCAGUACCACCUCCACCACGCCUGCCCUCACCUCCACCGUGACCUGCGCCACAGCUCCCAGCAGCCGCUCCCCUACGCCUCCGGUGGCCGAGCGCGCUCAGCCCGUCACUGCCACAGAGAUUGUAAAGGUCUCGGAGGAGCAGCAGCCCACCCUAUCUCCAACAUCUCUUCCCCUCCCCACCCAGACAGUGUAAGCUCACAUUCAUCACUGUCAUUUAACCCCUUUUGUUUUCUCCUGCCUUUUUAUAUAUCUUUUCGUCCAUCCGUUUCUUUCCUUUGGCCUUCACAAAGUGUUGUUGAGGAGGAGUGUUUCCCCUCCAAAGAGCCCUCUGAGCCCCAAGCACCUUUUGAUGCAGCUUUCUAGACUGUUACUAAGUCCCGUUACCAGGGGAACCAAGCUCUUCUGGCUUAUCUGCGCACCGGGAACGGGCGAUUGUGGGAAGUGUCGGAGAGAUGAACUAAUGUUUUGUGUUUGCCUUGUUUAUAUUGAAUGUCCAGGUUGUUGACGUGGACCGUUGCUGUACCUCUCCUCCCAUUCACGGGCGAUUUAGGGGUUAAUGUAGCCCUUUAUCAAACUUCGAUUCCACCGUUUUGCCCCUUUUUCCCUUUAUGAACUGUGCGUUACUAAGACCGGUGAGACUUUGACCGUGUCUAUUGGCACGCUGGUAGCGCUGGCCUCAGCCUCUCACCCGAAGGUCCUGACUGAGAUUGAAUGACAUUUCUAAUCAUGCUAUAGUCUCGUGGUUGAGACUUCAAACAUGUGGUAACACUUGGUGUUAAAACAGGCACUUUUAACGGUGACAUUGUCACUUAGCACUUAACUGAAACGCCCAUUUAAAUGGGCGAAAUUUGACUUAAUUGGAAUUGGUUAAAGGAGCAAGAAGUGGAAGCACACCCAAAAAGGGAAAAAUCCCCCUUGUUAACUUUAUAAUGUAACGCUUUUCCCCCAAAAUAUACAUUUUGCUUGAAUGUAGCUUAAAGCACCUAUUAAUACCUUUUUAUAUGCACACAAUCAAACAUAUGCCCCAUGUUACUACGCCAUUGAUAGUUUUCAUGAUGUUAUUACUCCACAGUCUGCUGUUGUGUUGGAGGCACGAUCGCCUUUUUAAUCUGCAUCGGAGAAGCAGGGCCAUAGAAAACGUUCAAGGUUACAAGUUUUUUCCAUUCACAGUGUUGCCAUUUUCUUCCUGCCUUUUUUCCCCAUUCAACCCAAGUUAUUAUUUAUUUAUUCUUAUGCAUCUGAAUGUGGUAAGCUAGGUCAUUUUAAAGCUAAAGUAGAACUCUGGAAUGUUUGAAAAUAGGUCAGCGGUGCACUUUUACACUAGUGCACAAUGUGUGUGUGUGCGUGAGUGUUAGUUUGUAUGUUUGUGUACAUACAUAGCAAAUGUGCAUUUGUUUCCCAAUUUAAAGAGAACCUGCUGAUAGGAAGUGGACUAAACGUGGGAACCUGUCUGCGUGCAGUCUUAUCAGGACUUAAAUGCAUCCGUCAUCGUGUUGGGAUGUGCCAAAGAGUCUGUUUACUUCCUUGUCUUGCCUCUGUAAAAGCUGUUUACAUUGGACCUGAUUGGUGGAGGAAACUCUGCACAGCUAUCGAAUUCAAGUUCCUCCGCGCUGAACAAUGGACUGAACCGGCGGCGAUAUGCAUCCACUACAUGCACGGCAGAGAAGAAGAAGACUUCGGAGCGGCUUCGUGGGACUCGUGUUGUUACUGUAGGGUUAGAUUAUUCCAAUUAAACACGAACCAAACUUGAUUUUGAACAGGGCUCUUGAGAACUGCCAGCCCCCUCAGUCCAAACACAGAAACACAUCUGCGGUCUGUUUCUUCCUACGUUGCUUCAGAGUGCGUUCAACCCACGACUGAAGCAAUAACUAAAGGGUCCACGUAGGCUGGCGACCUUUUCAAAGUUCCAGUGUUGCCCAUGUUUGAAACAUGACUGUUCGAUCCAAUCGACACCCAAACCCUUUUAUGGAGUAUAGAUAACAUACUAUAUAACUACAUGUACUUAAGAAACUGUUGAUGCUAGUAGAGCUAUCAGCAGUUCUAUUAGCGAGGUAGUUAAAAAAAAUAAGUGAUCUUAAUUCCUCUAUCGUGAUUUGAUUUCAACCUUUGAUGCUAUGUAAUUUUUUAUUGCUCUGUGCAUUUCUGUAUUUGCAGUCCUGCAAGGUGAAUCUUUAGAGUAUUUUUUAUUUUUAUCCGUUAGUCUCUCCAAGCUGAAACUUUUUGGUGCUGGUGAGAAUGUCGCGGGUCGGGAGCCGGCGAGUGACUGAAGACGUUUUAAUGUGAUUGUCACGUCCUGAUAUCAAAGGACUCUAAUACGCAGGCUUUAAAGGGGACCACUGUGCACGGCGAGAUUUGAUCCUCUCCUGCGUUCACAGAGUAAAUAGAUGCCGUGGCCUCUUGCAGGUGUUGUGGCGGUGUUAUUGUGUGAGACGCAGGCUGGUGCAUUAGAGUUCCCCUUUAAGAUUACCUGAACAAGCCUCAGCUGGUGUAACCGGCUGUUUUUGUGCGUAUGUGUGUGUGUUUGUGCGUACGAGUGUGUAAAAAGACUGAUGAUUAAGAAGAAAAAGAUGCAGUUGAAGAAAGAACCGUACUGUACACAAAGGGUUAAGUUUUAAGUGAAUCAACUCCAGAACAAACAAUAAAUGUGAUUUCAAUUUCAGA
This is a messenger RNA of Sebastes umbrosus (honeycomb rockfish), 9343 nucleotides long. RefSeq names its product protein Wiz. Gene Ontology annotation, molecular function: RNA polymerase II cis-regulatory region sequence-specific DNA binding; DNA-binding transcription factor activity, RNA polymerase II-specific. Bases 591 to 6875 code for a protein of 2094 amino acids. The transcript is spliced from 17 exons. The record is from RefSeq and is a predicted model, not a curated record. Gene Ontology annotation, cellular component: nucleus. Lineage: Eukaryota; Metazoa; Chordata; Actinopteri; Perciformes; Sebastidae. Gene Ontology annotation, biological process: regulation of transcription by RNA polymerase II.